This is a messenger RNA of Caenorhabditis remanei, 294 nucleotides long. RefSeq lists its product as uncharacterized. NCBI's taxonomy places the organism in Eukaryota, Metazoa, Nematoda, Chromadorea, Rhabditida, Rhabditidae. The transcript has 2 exons. The coding region runs from base 1 to 294 and encodes 97 amino acids. The record is from RefSeq and is a predicted model, not a curated record.
AUGUUUUAUAAAGACGGCAGCAAAUCAAUUAUCCUUCCUAAGGAAAUCGUGAGAAACCUCACAGAGAAAGAAAUCAAGCAGUUAUUGCAAAACCACAUCGUUCGGCAAGAUGAAUCAGGAGGACUUCAGGCACUACCAGAACGAGCGAUGGAGGUUCAACAGCAAGAAGAAAACUUCACUCGCGAGGAAGCACUUCUGAAUGAACUUAUUGACACCAUAAAAGAAUUCCAUAAAUUGAAAAAAAAUAACCGUUUAAAAUAUGGAAUAAAUACAAAGUUUAAUAACCGAUAUUGA